CACGACUCUCCAUCCCUGUCAAAACCUUUGCAAAAUCUUAUUUUCCCUCUUUCUCUUCCACAAUGUCUUCCACCAUCUCAUCGACGCCAAAUCCUACUUCCUCCGGCAGCGCUUCCAAUCCACCUCUUACUUCCUUCAACGUGGGCUCUCAAUUCACAGUCUGAAUCACUAGCCCCAACUACUCCUCUUGGAAGUCCCAAUUCACAUCAUUGCUCUUUGGAUAUGAUAUCUUAUCCCACAUCGACGGCAUCUAGCGUUUCUCCGGCAGACAAGACGUUUGAAUCCUACAAGCACUGGAAUCGUCAAAACCGCCUCAUCUUUCAUGCCAUUCUGGCCUCCGUCGGCGAUACUCUCAUGCCCUAAAUUGAUGUUGCCCUCACCGCCAGCGAAGCCUAGAGCAAUCUGGAACGUCUGUAUGCCAACCGCUCCCACUCUCGCGCCAUGCUUCUCUGUGACCAACUUUUUGCUGCCUCCCAUGGCAAUCAAUUUGUUUCAGAAUACCUCUUGUCCAUCAAGGCGAGCGCCAGUGAGCUUGCUCUCAUCAGGGAUCCUGUCACGACAUGGAUCUUGUUAUUCACACCCUCCACGGAAUUGGUUCGAAUUUCAAGGAGAUUGUUGUUGCCCUCCGUGCUCGUGACACUCCACCCACCUUCGAUGAGCUCUAUGAUAAGCUAGCCAGCUAUGAUGAUUACCUACAGCGCUCUGCCGCCAUGUCUCACUCACCCCUCGCUCACUCCACUGCUCGACAGCCACGAGGCUCUCCUGGCGGCCACCAACGACAAUGCACCAACCCUCGUCCUGCCUCUAUUCUUGGCCCCAUGCCCAAGGGACCACGACCAACCUCAUCAUUUGCAACACCGUCGUCUUCCGGCCGACCCAUCUAUCAAUAUUGUCAGUGCAUGGGUCAUACAGCGAAGACGUGCUACCGAAUCCACCCGGAACUCCGUCCCAAUUAGCCGCAAGCCCAUGCUACGGCCAACACUCCCUCCUGGUUCCUUGACUCGGCAAACUCUCACCACGUCAUUGCCGACCCUGACACCAUCGCCAUUGGUGACGGAACAGGUUUGCCUAUAUCUCACACUCGUUCCAUGUCAUUAUCCUUCCCACCCGUAACUUUUCCCUUCAUAAUGUCCUUUGCUCACCAUCGAUAUCACAAAAUCUUAUUUCCGCCUCCAAUUUUUUUGCCUCUAACCAAGCUUCGUUUGAAUUAUUUCCUACCUCGUUUGUUGUCAAAUCACAGCCGUCCAAGACUCCUUUUCUUCGGGGGUGCGCUAAACAUUGCGUCUACGAAUUUCUCGGUUUCCCUCCCAAUAAAGUCAUCCCUCGUGC
Messenger RNA from Linum trigynum, 1329 nucleotides. Lineage: Eukaryota; Viridiplantae; Streptophyta; Magnoliopsida; Malpighiales; Linaceae. The record is from the annotation of a GenBank genome assembly.